AUGGUUGAACUAACAGAGAUUAAGGAAGAAGGCCACCCUUUCGAGAAGGACGCUCAAGAAGUUAGACCCGGCACAACCUAUGCCGAAGCAGCUGCUGGGGAAGAGACAAGUGAUGAAGAUUCUAGUGACGACGAAUAUGAUGAAGAUGAAACCUUAUAUGAAAGAUUAUGUGCGCUUAAGGACAUUGUUGCACCAAAGCAAAGACAGGUCAUUUCUAAUGUGUUCAACACAACUGUAUCUACGUUGAAAUCUGCAUUCUCAAAUGGUGGAAAUUUAGUGUGGGCUGUAACUACUUCAGCUCUUCUCCUUGGUGUUCCACUAUCGUUGUCAAUUUUGGCCGAACAGCAAUUGAUUGAGAUGGAAAAGAGCUUCGACUUGCAAAAGGAUGCCAAUGACAUUUUGGCCCAAGGUGAGACAGCUCCAGCUCCUAGCCAAGCAUGA
Messenger RNA from Lachancea fermentati, 441 nucleotides. NCBI's taxonomy places the organism in Eukaryota, Fungi, Ascomycota, Saccharomycetes, Saccharomycetales, Saccharomycetaceae. The record is from the annotation of a GenBank genome assembly.